Molecule: messenger RNA, 1481 nt
Organism: Odobenus rosmarus divergens (Pacific walrus)
Lineage: Eukaryota; Metazoa; Chordata; Mammalia; Carnivora; Odobenidae
Gene: ZNF830
Product: zinc finger protein 830
Exons: 1
Coding region: 32-1141 (369 amino acids)
Biological process (GO): mitotic DNA replication checkpoint signaling; mitotic DNA damage checkpoint signaling; nuclear DNA replication
Cellular component (GO): spliceosomal complex; nucleus
Molecular function (GO): zinc ion binding; nucleic acid binding
Source: RefSeq, a predicted model, not a curated record
AGCCAGAAUCACCUUGGGUCCAGGCGCCGAGAUGGCGUCCUCCGCCUCCGCUCGCACUCCGGCGGGGAAGCGAGUGGUGAAUCAGGACGAACUGCGGCGGUUGAUGAAGGAGAAGCAGCGUCUGAGCACCAAUCGGAAACGGAUAGAAUCUCCAUUUGCGAAGUACAACCGUUUGGGGCAGCUGAGCUGUGCCCUGUGUAACACCCCGGUGAAGAGCGAGCUCCUGUGGCAGACUCACGUCCUGGGAAAGCAGCACCGUGAGAAAGUGGCCGAGCUGAAAGGCGCGAAGGAAGCCACCCAGAGUCCGUCCUCCAGCGCAGGGCCUCAGUCAGCCAAGAGGAAGGCGCCGGAUGCGGAUGGCCAGGAUGCCAAAAGACCCAAGGCCUCUCCGCUGCCUCAGGUACAGCCCUCCACAUCCGCUUUGCCCACCAGCUUUGACAGAGCAGGGAAGGAGUCCGCCAGAGCGACCCUCAGUAAGGUUUCGGGACUCGGUUUACUCCCUGAUUAUGAAGAUGAGGAAGAGGAGGAGGAAGAGGGAGGAGAAGGGAAAAGAGGGGACACUAGCAAGCAGCCGUCCGACGCACAGGGCAAGGAACACUCGCUUUCCUCCUCGAGAGAGGCAACAAGUGGUAUGCUGCCAGGCGGUUUCUCAGAUACACAUCCUCCCAAGGCCCCUUUAAUUCCUCAUUCAGGGUCAAUUGAGAAAGCAGAAAUACAUGAAAAAGUCGUGGAAAGGAGAGAAAACACAGCGGAGGCAUUACCGGAAGGCUUUUUUGACGACCCUGAGAUAGAUGCUAGGGUACGAAAGGUUGAUGCCCCAAAGGAUCAGAUGGACAAAGAGUGGGACGAAUUUCAAAAGGCCAUGAGACAGGUCAAUACCAUUUCCGAAGCCAUAGUUGCCGAAGAGGAUGAGGAGGGACGGUUGGACCGGCAAAUUGGGGAGAUCGAUGAGCAGAUAGAAUGUUACCGUCGGGUGGAAAAGCUUCGGAAUCGCCAGGAUGAAAUAAAACAUAAGCUUAAAGAGGUUCUGACUAUAAAAGAACUUCAGAAAAAGGAAGAGGAGAAUGUUGACAGCGAUGAUGAGGGAGAACUACAAGAUUUGUUGUCUCAGGAUUGGAGGGUAAAAGGGGCUUUGUUAUAGGGUUUCAAAGACCCGAGAUUUUCAUACCCUCUACAAUGGUACCAAAAGUGCUGUCUCUGGAUAGGAUACUGGUUACUUCAUGCCCUGAUAUUUGUUAACCUAACUGGGUUGUUGAGAUACAAUGAGCCUGUGAAGAUAGCACUUUUGAAAAUUGGUGUAAAAUAUUCUUGAGGUAAAGUUGUUUUUGAAAUUUUUGAACUAUUAUAUACUAAAAUGUCAACUUUUUCACACAUUUACUUAAGUGUAUAACUUUGAAUUGUCAAGUCUGUAAGCUGUAAAUAUUAUAUAUAGUUAAAUAUAUAUUUACUUAAGUAAUUCUGUUUUGAAAUUUAUAAAUAAG